AUGAAGAGGUCCAGCGACGAUCUGGUUAAGUACUUGGUGUCCCUGGGUCCCGGAGACAAGUCCGACAGGUUUCUGUUCCCGAUUUUCGUAGAAUUUUGCCUGGAGGAAUUUCCGGAUAAGAUCAGAAGGUUCCGAAAAAUGGUGGACUCAGCCGACAUGACUCAGCCCCACACUUGGUUCCCUUUCGCCAGGGCCAUGAAACGUAAGAUCAUCUAUCACUGUGGCCCCACCAACAGUGGGAAGACCCUUCUCACCGGCCAGGAGAAGAAGGACUUCCCGUUCUCGAACCAUGUUGCUUGCACAGUUGAGAUGGUCUCGACUGAUGAAUUGUAUGAUGUUGCAGUUAUUGAUGAAAUCCAGAUGAUGGCUGAUUCUUGCCGGGGCUAUGCGUGGACGCGGGCCUUACUCAGGCUUAAAGCCGAUGAGAUCCAUCUGUGUGGGGACCCAAGUGUUCUGAAUGUGGUGAGGCGAAUUUGUUCGGAGACUGGGGAUGAACUUGUGGAACAGCACUAUGAAAGAUUCAAACCUCUGGUGGUUGAGGCAAAAACCCUGUUGGGGGACUUGAAUAAUGUGAAUCGGGAGAUUGUAUUGUUGCUUUCUCGAGGAGGGAAAUAUUUGAGGAUCGUAUUCUAUAGCCUGUCAAAGUAUAAUGGUGAUAAAAUGGUGUGCGUGCCGGCUUCUCAAGUCAAACAGAUAGCCGGAAGGGCAGAUGUCAAGAAAGUGGGGCUCUUCCCAUUUUAUGAGCAGGUUGAGCUAUUCGCAGGCCAGCUCCCGGAUAUGAAAUUCUCCAAGCUUCUUGAGAAUUUCUCUGAGAAUUGCCGGCUAGAUGGGUCCUACUUCCUCUGCCAGCACAUGCACAUAAGGAAAAUAGCUAAUAUGUUGGAUAAAAUUCAAGGGUUGUCUUUAGAAGACCGUUUUAACUUUUGCCUUGCACCGGUCAAUAUUCGGGACCCCAAAGCAAUGUACCAUCUCCUGAGGUUCGCGUCCUCGUAUGCUCAAAAGCUUCCCGUAAAUAUAGCCAUGGGCAUGCCCAAGUGUGCGGCCCGCAAUGAUUCGGAGCUUCUGGAUCUCGAGACCAGGCACCAGGUGCUUGCUAUGUACUUGUGGCUGUCUAAUCACUUUGAGGAGGAAAGGUUUCCUUUUGUCCACAAGGCCGAGACCAUGGGUACUGAUAUUGCGGGGCUACUGGCUGAGUCGCUUUUGAGGGCAAAUUGGAAGCCAGAAUCAAGAGGUGGACUGAAACCCAAGACGGAAAAGAAAGAGGAAAAUGGUUAUCACAGACCUAUGGCACAAAUUAAAUUACUGGAAAAGUGCGCCGUCUGA
Molecule: messenger RNA, 1323 nt
Organism: Striga hermonthica
Lineage: Eukaryota; Viridiplantae; Streptophyta; Magnoliopsida; Lamiales; Orobanchaceae
Source: the annotation of a GenBank genome assembly